CCCCCGCGCCCCGAGCCUGCCGCAGGCAGAGGGGCCGGGAGCCCCGCCAGGAGCGCGGCCGGCAUGAGCCAGGUGCCGAGGAAGCUGCCGGAGGAGGAGGAAGAGGGGGACGAGGAGGAGGAAGAGGAGGAGGAGAUCGUGGGCUUGGCGGGCUACGCCGACGGGGCCGAGUCCUUCUCGGACGGCGACGCGGAGAGCGGCGGCGAUGAGGCGUUUUUGGAUUUCAAUGAUCCCUUCAGUACUGAAGUUAAGCCAAGAAUCCUACUCAUGGGAUUGAGAAGAAGUGGAAAGUCUUCCAUUCAGAAAGUUGUCUUUCACAAAAUGUCGCCGAAUGAGACUCUCUUCUUGGAGAGCACAAACAAGAUCUGCAGAGAGGAUGUUUCCAACAGCUCCUUUGUCAACUUUCAGAUAUGGGAUUUUCCUGGGCAAAUUGACUUCUUUGACCCUACGUUUGAUUAUGAGAUGAUUUUCAGAGGCACUGGAGCACUGAUAUUUGUUAUUGAUUCUCAGGAUGAUUAUAUGGAAGCAUUAGCUCGGCUGCAUCUUACUGUGACCAGAGCCUAUAAAGUGAAUCCAGAUAUCAACUUUGAAAUCUUUAUCCAUAAAGUGGAUGGUUUAUCUGAUGACCAUAAGAUUGAAACACAGAGGGAUAUUCACCAGAGGGCAAAUGAUGACCUUGCAGAUGCUGGAUUGGAGAAGAUUCACCUCAGCUUUUAUCUGACAAGCAUAUAUGAUCAUUCUAUAUUUGAAGCAUUUAGCAAAGUGGUACAGAAACUGAUUCCACAACUCCCAACACUGGAAAACCUGCUUAACAUCUUUAUUUCAAAUUCUGGGAUUGAAAAAGCAUUUUUAUUUGAUGUAGUCAGUAAGAUCUAUAUUGCAACAGACAGCACUCCAGUGGAUAUGCAAACUUACGAGCUCUGCUGUGAUAUGAUAGAUGUUGUGAUUGACAUUUCUUGUAUAUAUGGGCUUAAAGAUGAUGGCACUGGAACCCCUUAUGACAAAGAAUCAAUGGCAAUCAUAAAACUGAAUAAUACAACUGUCCUUUAUUUAAAAGAGGUGACAAAAUUCCUCGCUCUUGUUUGUUUUGUCAGAGAAGAAAGCUUUGAGAGAAAAGGAUUAAUAGACUACAAUUUCCAUUGUUUUCGAAAAGCCAUACAAGAAGUAUUUGAAGUAAGAAUGAAAGUAGUAAGAUCUCGAAAACAUCAAAGCCACCUACAAAAAAAUAAAAGACCCACUCCCAAUGGGACACCAAGAAUGCCACUGUAACUGAGGUUUUCUGGCAAUGUGGCAAGCAAAGUUUUCAUGAAGUUGAUGUGACUUCUGCAUCUCAUUGCACUGAGGGAAGAGGAAAACGAAUGGGACUGAUGUAUUAUAUGAAUUUUCCCUGAACGUUCAGAAAGCACUGUUUAAAUAUUUUUAUCCAAUCAGUUUUUUUCAUAUAGUGAGCACUUUGAGCAAAAUGUUGUAUAUAUAAACAUUGAGGUGAGCACUUGUAAGAAUUUUCUUAAUAUAUGCUGUAAACCUUUUUCAUGCCAUAUUAAGAAAAAACAGCUGUGACAGAAAUACUGGGUACAUAAUUUGCACUUUUUCAUGUUUUCCUUGUGGACUUGGACUUUGAUAAACUUAGUUUUUAUGGUGAUUUUGAUGCAUGGUGUCAGGUAAAAUGUAUGCUGUAGUUUAUUUACCUGCUACAAUCAAAUUGGUUAGUAAACAAUUAAGAAAAACUUGGUACAAUGCCUUUUUAAAUUUGUGACAGCUAAUACCUAACAUUCAUACAGAUCUAAUUUCAUAUAUUUUUCAAUUUGUAAACUGAAGAAUAAUAUUGAAGUAUUACAGCAAUAAGCACCUUACCAGGAAUCGUAACUGGUAGGUAAAUAUUAGCUUUUAUAAAACAGGCUUUUGGCCAAAUUUCAUCCGGAGUUCUCCUUAACACUGGUCAUGCCCUCUCUUGGGUCUGGUUUUAUUAUUUACCUCAGCAUAUACCACUAAAAUACCUUUCUAUAAAGAUGAUUGUUUUGUAAAAUGGCUCUACGUUGCACUGGUAUUUUUAUAAGGCUUCAGAGGAGUGUGUUGUAUCUGUACAGCUGGAUUUACAUUGCUAAGUUUGUGUUGAGAGCCUGCACGUGUACACUUGGUGCAAUGAAGAAUCUGUAUGUAUUUCCACCUGGCAUUCUGAUGUACUGAUAAGUCAUAAAGGUGUGAGCACUGGGUUCUGAUUCCCUCUAUCAGGGAUACAUCUGUGAUUGAAAUCAAGACGAGACCAUUAAAAUGAGGACUGGACAAUCUACCUGCUGUAAUAAUCAGCAUACAUCACUACUUUUUAUUUUAAUAUUGAAUAUGAGCAGAUUUACCCCAGGAUCCGCCAGGACAGCAGAGGACUCUCAAACCUAAAAAGAAGUAACGCUUUCCAUGUUCUGUAUUGAGUGGUUUUGUUUAAUUAGUGAUAAAAAAUUAUAAUUCCUUGA
Melospiza georgiana is the source of this 2468-nucleotide messenger RNA. It is a transcript of the gene RRAGD, whose product is annotated as Ras related GTP binding D. Lineage: Eukaryota; Metazoa; Chordata; Aves; Passeriformes; Passerellidae. Gene Ontology annotation, biological process: regulation of autophagy; cellular response to starvation; cellular response to amino acid stimulus. Gene Ontology annotation, cellular component: Gtr1-Gtr2 GTPase complex; nucleus; lysosome. The record is from RefSeq and is a predicted model, not a curated record. The transcript is spliced from 7 exons. Bases 64 to 1269 code for a protein of 401 amino acids. Gene Ontology annotation, molecular function: GTPase activity; GTP binding.